AUGUCUUCUCCCGAAAUCUCCAGGAUCUCCUGGGGCAGUAUGAGUGUUGGUGGACAGCAUUAUAAAGACUGCAAGGUGUGGCCAGGAGGAAGCAGAACCUGGGACUGGAGGGAGACUGGAACUGAUCACUAUCCGGGUGUCCAGCCGGCAGACGUAGAGGAAGUUGUGAAGAAGGGGGUGAAGACACUGGUGAUUGGCCGUGGAAUGAGCGAGGCGCUACAGGUGCCACCCUCUACUCUAGAGUACAUCAAAUCCCAGGGCAUCGAUGUGCUGGUUUUCCAGACUGAGAAAGCGGUGAAGGAGUACAACAGUUUGGUCUCACAAGGAGCCCGAGUGGGGGGUGUUUUCCACUCCACCUGCUGA
Staurois parvus is the source of this 363-nucleotide messenger RNA. The record is from the annotation of a GenBank genome assembly. Lineage: Eukaryota; Metazoa; Chordata; Amphibia; Anura; Ranidae.